Messenger RNA from Salvelinus namaycush (lake trout), 3789 nucleotides. Its product is annotated as PAK4-inhibitor INKA2-like. Gene Ontology annotation, molecular function: protein serine/threonine kinase inhibitor activity; protein kinase binding. NCBI's taxonomy places the organism in Eukaryota, Metazoa, Chordata, Actinopteri, Salmoniformes, Salmonidae. Bases 325 to 1455 code for a protein of 376 amino acids. The record is from RefSeq and is a predicted model, not a curated record. The transcript is spliced from 2 exons. Gene Ontology annotation, cellular component: nucleus.
ACCAUGCUUUGGAUUUAACAAUAAUUUUUGGAGUAGGCUUAAAUAUACACAGAGUGACAGAUUUUAGAGUUCAUGCCUGUGGAAGCCACAUGACAAGACGCGCGCAUUCCAGAACAAGAUCAGCGUCUUUGCAGCGUUCCAUCGUCAGGACGAUAGUCGUCUCUUUAUCAAAGUUAUUUUUUUUUCUGUGCACAAUUUAAUGGCCUAUACUACGUGAGUGGCAUUUGUUAGAGACAUGCUUGAAAGAACGAGCAAGUAUUUUAAUUUAAAAAGCUUACAUCUCCAAAAAUAGAAGGACAGCUUCCCAAGUCAGAGCAAAAAAAUAUGGAUACUUGCUUAAGACGUCUGAAGCAGGAGCUGGUGUCUAUGAAGGAGGCAGGAGAUGGCCUCCAUGCUCAGAUGAACUCCAUGAUGGGGGCUCUUCAGGAACUCAAGCUUCUACAGGUGCAGACAGCGCUAGAGCAGCUAGACAUCUCAGGGAGGUCUGUCCAAAGGGCGGCCCCACCACCAGCAGAGGACACAUGCCCUGGCCCUAUCCCCAGCCCCAAUGCUACCAUUGGCUUUGGCCACAAUGAGACCCUGAGGCCCCCCCUGGUCAGGACAUCCAGCCAGGAGCAGCAGCAGAGCCGGGGGGGGCACCAGAGCAGCCUGGGCACCUCGCCCUCUUCCUCCAGCCUGGAGCCAGUAGAGACUGAGAGCCAGCCUCUCCCUCUCCCCCGCAGAGUGUCUGGAUACACCGCCCCACAGGGGGAGUACUGCGGCCCACGUCUUAGCCAAGUGUUUCCAGAGCAUCAUAAGCCGGCUCACCCAGGCCAGGUAGUGGAUCUCCCUGGCAUUCUCUACAGCCUGUCCAGGGAAGGCCCCUCGCUGGACAGCGACUACUCCCAGGACAGCAUGGACGACUCCAGAGACUGGACCUCCUCGCUCAUGAGCCACAGCCGCAACCGGCAGCCGCUGGUGCUGGGGGACAACGUUUUCGCCGACCUGGUGGGCAACUGGCUGGACCUGCCUGAGCUGGAGAAGGAGGAGAUGAUUGGCUGGACCGACAGGCCCGACUCCCCGGCCCACCCUCUCCGUCUCAGCCGCUCCCAGGAGAUCUGCAGGAAGGUCUCUCUGACCACCAAUAUCUUCAAGAAGUUCCUGCGCAGUGUGAGGCCCGACAGGGACAAGCUACUUAAGGAGAGGCCAGGCUGGAUGGUCCCUGAGAACCAGAAGGCCGAGCUCUUUAAGAGGCCCAAGAAAGUGUCUAAGCAGCAGACCAAGGGGAGCUUGUACCUCCCAUUCUGGGCAGGUGUAGGGCAGCAGGGUAAGGGACGGCAAUGUCCCCAACUGGCUGAGGAGAGACAUCCCACGAGCCAGGGCCAGUUCUCUGGGCUUUACAUAAACAGGAGACAGGAGGCCAGAAUGGAGAAAAUGCUGCCCUUGUUUGACUACAACACGGCUGUGUGGGUCUAAUGCUGACGCUGCUCUAGGAUGCUGCGGUGGUGGCAGGUGUUGGGGAUUUGGCUGGGAGCUCUUGGGUGGAAACAAGGAGGUUUGUGUGUCUGUCUGUCUCCUUCUCCCAGAGAACAGGCAGACUGAGGGAUGAAUAUCCAGACUAUUUCCCAAUAGAGAGAUUAUCAGGGCAACUGUUUGUCUGACAAUCCUAAGACCUUUUUGUCUGUGACUGUGAGAGCAAGCAGGACUUUCUCUCAUAGAUGGGUUCACCAAAGUAAAUAAGAUUCUAAUGAGUGCAUAAGUGCCCUGGACUAUCCAAUAUACGGUACUUCAAUAUGGACAUAAUAAUGCUCUGAAUUUCUCUCCUUGUUACAGCGUCAUCAUGGUUUCAAACCUCAACCCUGUUUCAUAUGUUUGAAUUUGACUGUAUACCCAAGUGUAUCCCCACCCUCAUCUCGUACUUCUAUCAGUUGUGACACAUCCUGCAUGGGCACUACUAAAUGUUUCAUCUAUGACAUUGUGAAACAGUCACUGAGCUGCCACUAAACACAACCACAGGUGCUUCUCUGCCUCGCUGCCCAGAGUCAGACGGCUGGAUGAAUACACACAGAGUGUAAUAUUGUUCCAUUAGCCUCACUCAGGGAUCGGGAUGUGGACUGUGUGACCGACUGGGUUCAAACCUGGAUCUCCUGUACACCACAAGACUGUUAGCCCGCUUAGGUAAAGCCUAGGUAUUAGCUUGGGGAGCUAACACAGGUCUUCAGGUCUCAGGCAAGGUUACUCAUCACAUGGUUCCUUGGUUCCGAACCACCUCUGUUACAUCUUCACCAUCCACCUACACACACAGGAUAGGGUUUAAGGCCCAGUGCAGUCAAAAACUAGAUUUACCUGUGUUUUAUAUAUAUAUCCACACUAUGAGGUUGUGAAAAUGAUUAUAAUGCCCUUUUAGUGUAAGAGCUGUUUAAAAAGACAUGCAGACAUGAUGGCACAUCGUGACUCUUCAGCCAAUCCUCCUGGAUAGUGUAUUAUACAUAGCAGAGAGAGGGAGAGAGAGAGAGAGAAAGAGCUGUGUACCAUCUGGUUGCCUACAGUUACAUAAGGACAAGCUAGCAGCACAGACAAGAGGUGCUGUCAUUCAGCGUAGGCUGUCGAAUGUUUUGAAACCAACCCUAAGCUGUGAUGCUGAAGUUACAUGUAUAUGUCCUAUGUACGUCAUGCCAGACAGGGCCUGGAGAGUUCAUGUAGAAAUCAGAGGACUGAGGAGGAGGAGAAUGUUUACAGUGAAUCAUUCCAUAUGUACAUGCAGUACUAAAUGUCAUGAUGUCAACAAAGUCGAUUAGCCGUUGUGUUCAGUUAUUUUAAAAAGGGACUUAAAGAGAUGGAGGUUGAACCCGGUAGAUAUGUGGUUAGACCAAGCACUCUUUAUGAAACUGUAUGAAGGAGGUGUUGUGAAGAGAUUUGAGAGAGCAGCGUGAACAUUAGAAUGGAUUAGCAACAUUUGCCAUAAUUUCCCAGAGCUGAGCUCCACAUAUACAAAAAAGUACAAAAAAAUGUAUGUAUGUACUUGUAAGUCGCUCUGGAUAAGAGCGUCUGCUAAAUGACUUAAAAUGUAAAUGUAAAUAUAAUUUCCUCAGGGAAAUCACUGUAAUUACGAAAACUAUUUAUCUUCUUUAGAAAACACACGGUAUGCAAGUACAAUCCUCAGCCCUCACUAGUAAUAAGAGUGGCCUGAGAAGUGAAACAUCACCCCAUCCAUUAAUUCAACAGACAUGAUUAUGAAUGUUCCAAUGCAGCCAUUUUUGUCUCAAUAUCAAAUAAUUUCUGGGAAAUAAUUAAGUAACUUACUGUAAUUGUUUUCAAUAAAAUUGUCAAAAAGAAACAAAAAUACCUUCUUAGCAUGAGCAAUUUCUCAAGCAAAAAUGUUGCUAGGACUGAGUGUGUCCCACCAAAACAGGCUGACAUCUCAGGCGGUCUAUUCAAACAACUCUUACACUAAAAGGGCUUUAUCAUAAUUUUCACAAUUUCACAGCAUUAUUCCAACCUCAUAGUGUGGAAAUAUAUAUAAAACACAGGCAAAUCAUGUUUUUGACUGUACUGGGCCUUUAAAUAUCUCUUCAUAUACUGAAAACACAUGGUUUUUUUUCAAUAUUCAGGUCGAAUUAUAUUCAGUAAAUCACACUACAAUCCCUCUACAAAAACUGUUAUGCCAUAAGAGCCUCUCUGAGCCUCUCUCUGCCUGUCGUCUUAUUCAUAUUUACAGCUAUAAUUGUCAUUUUAGCACUGUUGUUAAAACUGCGGUUCUGCGAACCUCAAAGUGUUACUGAGUGUAAAUUUGCACUGUAAAACUUCCAC